Molecule: messenger RNA, 3401 nt
Organism: Salvelinus namaycush (lake trout)
Lineage: Eukaryota; Metazoa; Chordata; Actinopteri; Salmoniformes; Salmonidae
Product: arf-GAP with Rho-GAP domain, ANK repeat and PH domain-containing protein 1-like
Exons: 13
Coding region: 187-3396 (1069 amino acids)
Molecular function (GO): protein binding; GTPase activator activity
Source: RefSeq, a predicted model, not a curated record
UCAUCGGCUAACUCGUCCUGAAAUAUCCCAAAAUACCGCAAAACCUAAACUCCAGUCACCAGGGAAACUGUUCAAAACACAGAGAAGGUUUGAUCUGAACACUGCCUGGACACACACAGGGACACACAUCUUCACACACACGUACACGUAGAGACACACACCCACUCAAACACACACUCUGUGGUGAUGUCUGAUUCGGAGGGGUGUGUGUCGGUGUGGGAGUGGCUGUGUGUGCUGCAUCUGGACCAGUAUCUCCCAGUGUUCCAGGACGCCGGGUUUGGAACGUUGUUGGAAUGCCAAGGGCUGACCCAGGAUCAGCUGGAGACGAUUGGAAUCACAUUGCCUGGACACCGCAAACGCAUCCUAGCUAGUCUGCAAAAAACACAUCACACACACCCCGAGAGAGAGCACGAUGCCCUACUCACACACUUGGCUGCAGAGGGAGACCAGAAAGAGGAAGAGAGAGAUGUGUUCAGACCCAGUCCUUUGGGGAGAGAGACACUACUACCUGCACAGAGACCAGUAUCCAGAGGAGAGAGACCAGUCCCUAAGGAGAGAUCAGUGUUCAGGGAAGAAGAGAGGGAUGGAGAGAGACCGAGACCAGUCCCUAAGGAGAGGUCAGUGUUCAGGGAAGACGAGAGGGAUGGAGAGAGACCGAGACCAGUCCCUAAGGAGAGGAAUAAGUACCGCUCUGUCCCUGUAGAGACAUUGGACUGUGGCCAGACUUCCCCCCAUCCCAACCCUACCUUUUGCCCUACCACCCCCAAUCCCAACUCUACCUCCUAUUCUACCACCCCCCAUUCUACUGCCCAGGACCCCCCCUUACCCCCCAUCCCCCCUCGCAGCACCCCAAAAGGCCCCCCACUACGCUUCAUCCCCACCUCCCCUAAACACUCCCCCAUGGCACCCAAACCCAGAUGUAAACAUAACAAUACACACUCCUCUACAAACACCCCGACCACUGUACCCCUCCCUAGCCUCUCCACCAAUCCCCCCACUGUACCCCUCCCUAGCCUCUCCACCAAUCCCCCCACUGUACCCCUCCCUAGCCUCUCCACCAAUCCCCCCACUGUACCCCUCCCUAGCCUCUCCACCAAUCCCCCCACUGUACCCCUCCCUAGCCUCUCCACCAAUCCCCCCACUGUACCCCUCCCUAGCCUCUCCACCAAUCCCCCCACUGUACCUCUCCUUAGCCUCUCUCCCUCUCCUGUUUCACCAGCCAGACACCCCCAGCAGGUGGGGGAGGAAGGAAGAAAGCCCUCCCCUGUUUCACCAGCCAGACACCCCCAGCAUGUGGGGGAGGAAGGAAGAAAGCCCUCCCCUGUUUCACCAGCCAGAUACCCCCAGCAGGUGGGGGAGGGAGGGAGAAAGCCCUCCCCUGUUUCACCAGCCAGAUACCCCCAGCAGGUGGGGGAGGAAGGAAGAAAGCCCUCCCCUGUUUCACCAGCCAGACACCCCCAGCAGGUGGGGGAGGGAGGGAGAAAGCCCUCCCCUGUUUCACCAGCCAGACACCCCCAGCAGGUGGGGGAGGAAGGGAGAAAGCCCUCCCCUGUUUCACCAGCCAGACACCCCCAGCAGGUGGGGGAGGAAGGGAGAAAGCCCUCCCCUGUUUCACCAGCCAGACACCCCCAGCAGGUGGGGGAGGAAGGGAGAAAGCCCUCCCCUGUUUCACCAGCCAGACACCCCCAGCAGGUGGGGGAGGAAGGGAGAAAGCCCUCUCCUGUUUUGCCCUCUUCCUCCUCCUCUUCCUUCUCAGUUGAACAAUAUGACCAGUCUUCCUCUUCUGAUCAAGACGUGCCCACCCUCCCCCCUAAAGUCUACGUGGUGGGGGCGGGCCCUAAAGAGCCUCGCGGCCCUGCUCCAAUCUCACGUCGACCUCCUGUCUUGCCCCCCAGAACCACACACACACAUAGCGAUGCUCCAGUCGAUGAGCCGCACACAGAGCGAACUCCACCCCCCCCGCCUCGGACCAGGGUACACAACACACCAGUCAACACGCAGCCUGCUCUGCCCAUGAGAAGAGUCCCCCAGCCACCGCCUGAAAUCAGGUCAGAUUUUGGUGACAGUUCAGAUGACUCUGAGGAUCCAGACCAAGUUUACCCCAAACCCCAGUCUGUGAACAUGGCAGACAGGGAUAUGUUCCUGCCGGUGCCGGGGUCGGGGAAGGGGCGGUACAGCUCUCUCUGCAGCGACGAUGAACUAUUGGACGAUGACAACGAGCCAAUCAGCAACCGUCGGAGCUCAUGGCAGGACUAUGGUCUGAGUACGCUACAGGAGAGUGUCUACCUGCCGGUGACAGGCAGGGUCCUAGCCCAGCCCCCUAGAGAUGGCCCCUCCCCUGAACCCUGCCCUGUUCUAAAGAUGGGCUGGCUGGAUAAGAACCCACCGCAGGGGUCUCUGUACUACCAGAGGAGAUGGGUGAAGCUGGAUGUUGACUACCUGAGAUACUUUGACAACGACAAGGAGGUAUACUCUAAGAGGAUCAUACCAACGGCUGCCAUUACGGGGGUGACCAACGUGGGGGAGCAGAAGUUUGAGGUGGUCACAACCAACCGGACCUUUCUCUUCAGAGCCGAGAGCGACUUUGAGAGGAAUGAGUGGGUGUCAGUUCUGCAGAACUUCACUAGGGGGCGCCAGGAGGGCAGCAGGGAGAUUCCUUCAUCGAUCCCACCCUCCUCACUGACCCCUGGUUCACCCCUGACCCCUGAACAGCAGGGCUACCUGGAGCUGAGGGGCCUGCGCUCCAAACUCUACACGGUCGUCUACGGAGACAAGGUCUUCCUCUACAAGAACAUGGAGGACUACCGCCUUGGCAUCGGCAUCACGUCUAUCGACAUGAACGUAGGAAACGUGAAAGACACUGACCGCCGCAGCUUUGAUCUGACAACACCCUACCGCAUCUUCAGUUUUCUAGCGGAUUCAGAACAGCAUAAGGACCAGUGGGUAGAAGCGAUGCGUGACGCGAUUGGAGAGGCUCUGUCCAAUAGCGAGGUGGCUAAUCAAAUCUGGGCGGAGCGUAGCAAUGGUUGCUGUGCCGACUGUGGCGCCGCCAAACCUGAGUGGGCUGCCAUCAACCUGUGUGUGGUGGUCUGCAAACGCUGUGCAGGAGAGCACCGUGGUUUGGGCCCCAGCAUCUCUAAGGUGCGCAGUCUGAAGAUGGACAGGAGGGUGUGGACAGAGGAGCUUAUACAGGUGUUCCUGUUGCUAGGUAAUGAGCGUCUGAACAGAUUUUGGGCGGCGAACGUCCCUCCCAGCGAGGCGCUGAGUCCGACCAGUUGCAGCGAAGACCGCCGACGAUUCGUCAGCUCCAAAUACAGACAGGGCAAAUACCGCAAAUACCACCCCCUCUACGGCAACCAGGAAGAGCUUAACAACGUAAGAACAACCUUUAUAUAACCCUG